CAUCCAUAGAUAAUACACUUAAUAUCUAUCAUCUGUGAUUAAACCAUCAAAAAUGAAGUUUAUGAAAAUCAGUAAAAAAUAAACCCUUUCAUUAAAGCUAAUUAGUUGUAUAUUUAAGAUUCUGCCGAAAUAAAAUAAAGCAAUACUGAAUAAAUUGAGGACAAUAAUAAACACUUCGAAAUAAAAACCAUUGGAUGUAUGUGUAAUGGAUCUUCAUCGGCAAUUGAAAACAAUAAAAUUUAAGUUCACUUCAAAGGUUUCAUUACUUUGUGAGUUCCUUAUUUCAGUAUAUUUUUGAAAAAAAAACAUUCACAUUGGCUUUUUGAAGGUAUCAUGAACGAAAAAUAAUUAUCAGGUAGUAAUUUGUAAAAAAUGGAUGAUCGAAAGGUAGCCGAUUAUUUUGUUGUGGCGGGGCUACCUGAAACCCCCGAACUGCUGGAUGAUUCUGACUCUGGUCACUUGAAGGGAUACAGCUGCAAAGCUCCUAUUACUGAUAUUGGCGUCGUAUUUCCAACUUUAGGUGAGACUGUCCCAGACGGUUAUGAAUUAGUGGAAACGACACCGACGGGUCUUCCUGCUGACUUGAAUCAUGGCUCUAUGCGAUCGCCGGAAUGCUUCCUUUAUCUGCGAAGAGGGAGGGAGCGUCCACCACUCGUCGACAUCGGUGUCAUGUACGACGGAAAGGAGCGUCUAAUGGCUGAUGCGGAAAUGGUUCUCGAGUCGUCGGGCGGUCGUGUUGCCAACGUAAAUAACUCAGCAGCGAAAACCUUCAUCACGUACAGACGGGCCCACCCCGGCGCCCCCUGCAACGCUUUGGUAGUCGUCGACGUGUGCGUGAUAAUAGUCAGCAAAGGGGAAUGUCCACCUCACGCUUUCUGUAUGAUCGCGAAGAAUUUGAAUAAAGGUUUAAUGGGCAGCGAUGUGUUUUUGUGCUACAAAAAGUCAAUGAACCGUCCACCGUUAAUCUCAUACAAACCAGAUGUAUUAUUCAGGUAUCCUGUGACGGAUCGUCGCAGCUUAGCAUUUCCACCUUCAGUGCCGUUGUUCUGUUUGCCGAUGGGCGCGACUUUGGAACUGUGGCCGAACAACGCGGCCUCGCCCAAACCGGUGUUCUCAACGUUCGUUCUGACCGUUGCCGACGCUACCGAAAAGGUUUACGGUUCUGCAGUCACCUUCUACGAGAGCUAUCCUUAUUCAGAGCUAACGGAAACCCAAAUGGAACUGCUAGGAUGGAGGGCGAAUGUUUCCCAGAACACGCAUUCUGUUCACGUCGUCAAAAGCGUUUGCCUCCUGUCUCGGUGGCCCUUCAGCGACACGUUCGAGCGUUGGCUACUGUAUAUACUUGAAAUGUCUUGGAGCAAACAACCUUUGAACAUACCAGUAGAAAGAUAUAUUACACAUUUACUAGAGGAAGUGCCUUUCCCAGAACCCACCAUUUUGCUGCAGCUAUCCCCAUCGAACCCGAGCGACAGAGUCAUAGUGACGCGCCGCGACGAUCAGCCCCUGGUCCGCAGCGGGGCGAGCUUCAGGCAGCUUCUCUUAAAUCUGGGACCAGACAACUGUUUGUUAUUACUGGCCCUCGCCAUUACCGAGCAAAAGAUUCUCAUACAUUCACUAAGGCCCGAUACACUAACAGCAGUCUCAGAAGCAGUAUCAAGUUUACUGUUUCCAUUCAAAUGGCAAUGUCCUUACAUACCGUUAUGUCCAUUGGGUUUAGCAGAAGUAUUACACGCGCCACUGCCGUAUUUAAUAGGGGUCGAUUCGAGAUUCUUUGAUCUUUACGAGCCCCCUCCAGACGUUACGUGCGUGGAUCUAGACACUAACAACAUCACGGUAUGCGAAUCGCAACGUAACAAUAUAUCGAUAAAAUUAUUACCAAAAAGACAAGUUAAAGCUUUGAAACAGACUUUGGAAACAUUAUACGGGAGCAUACGACCAGCAUCACCAAUACAUCACUCGAGCCGAAACAGAUAUAACGGAGAAGCUACGACUAGUUUAGAUAGAGAUUUUCAGAAAAGGAAAAAAGAGCAAGCGUUAGAGUUGAAAAUUCAAGAGGCGUUCCUUCGGUUCAUGGCGUGCACGCUACAAGGGUACCGCAGCUACCUCAUACCGAUAACGAAGGCUCCCACAGUGGGCACCACCGACCCCGACGCCCUGUUCCAAAUGAACGAGUUCCUGCGAUCCAGGGAAAAGACCCAACAACGCUUCUUCACUUUAAUGAUGCGAACGCAAAUGUUCACGCGCUUCAUCGAGGAGAGCUCGUUCGUGUACGACGCGGACCAGGGGCUCACGUUCUUCGACGAGUGCAUCGAGAAGAUAGCGAGCGGCGAGGAGCGCCUGCUCGGGAUGGACACCACCAAUGCCUCCGAGAGGACUGUGUUUCUGCUGCCGCCAGAUCCUCCAGACCCGCAGAAAACCUACACUUACGAGAAGUUCAGUCUGGACUUGAACUUGAUCAGCGCGUGCAGCGGGCUGGGGCGCGGGCUGGGCGGCGCGCUGCAGCUGCCGGCCGCCGCGCUGGCGUCCGCCGAGUCGCUGGCCGACGCCUCGCCCAUGGCCAAGCGCACCAAGCACGAGGUCGCCGCCGCACAGAGACUGGCUCGUAAAGCGAGUCGGUCGCCGGAGGCGUGGGCCAAAUGUUUGCUGGGCGCGUGCUACUCGCUAUAUUUUCUGACGCUUCCCUCUCGGCUCAUGCUGAACAGAGGAAAAGAACACGCUACUUUGAGAACAGCAUAUGAACUCUUGGAACGAGCCGCUAAACUCAAGGUGCCCUGUGAUGAGGUGUGUUACCGAGUAAUGAUGCAGCUGUGCGGAAUCCAUUCGUUUCCUGUAAUGGCUGUGCAGCUACUGUUUCUGAUGAAGAGAGCCGGCCUACAGCCCAACGCGCUGACGUACGGAUGCUACAACCGAUGGGUGCUCGAAGCUAAUUGGCCUAAAGAUAUGCCCAGCGACUCGAAGUUGCUAUGGAACAAGCUUCGGUUGGCGGUGGUCGGUGCUGCCGUAUUCCGCAGAGCUGGAGCUCAACGCGCCGGCAGGAACGGAAGCGGUUCGCUGCUCAUGCCUACUUCAGGUAGCAGCACGUUGCCGCGCGUGCGCUCCGCGGCGGCGGUGGGGGAGGGGGCGGAGCUGGCGGCGCUGGCCGGGUUCGCCUCGGAGCCGGCACACAGCAGAACCAGCCUCGACUCAGUGUGCGGGCGCGAGAACGAGGCUCGGUGCAGCGCGUUCGAGGCGCUGUGUCGGCGCGGGAACAUCGUGCGGGCCGGCGCCGCCGCGCGCCCGCCCGCGCACGCACUCUGCGCCGCCGCCGGGAUACUCAUCUCCGGUGUACCGUCGAACCCCGACUUAAGUUCAUCGACAAGGCCGAGAAGUAAUUCACUAGGGAACGAUGAGCCAGAUUCGCCUAUUACUGUGUCGGAUAAAAGACAGACUAUCCACGUCAGCCCUGACAGUCCAUCGGAUCUUCGCAUUCUAACGAGAUCAGAAAGUUUCGCGGGAGACGCUCAAAUAGUGCAGAACUUGCAGAGGCUUUCGUUUACGGGUAUUUCGAACGCGAAAACGAAGUGUUCGAGGGCGUUGAGCUUCCCUGAGGAAUCUGACAAGGACGUGGAUGUUGAGACGUUGAAAACAUCGAAGGCUUCUCCGCUCAGAGUAUCGCCAAGAACACCAGUACUAAGUGACGACCCCCUGGGUGCCCUGAGCGUCCCCCCUGUCCCGGACGAGGCGGCGCCCCCGCGCACCCCCUCCCCCGCGGACCCUCCUCUGCCGAAGCACGAGCUUAGCGUCAGCCCUAAGCUCUUCCAUCGCCGCAGCAACUCCUUCCAGGAUGAUCCGCCCGAACAGUUAGGGAAACUGCACAGGAGCGAGACGGUGCCCGCCGGGACGGUCUCCUCGAGCCUCGUUAGCCUUGGGAACACUCUGAAGCUCAAUUUCGGACGCUAUUCGCCUGCACGGCUGUCGUUGCGAAAGGAAAACAUGAAAAUCGGAAAGGCUAUGAUCGAGAACUACUUCAGUCCGACAAGCAUGGCCGGUAAGAAGUCCAACGAGCUUCUUCAGAGCGGCCUCAGCAGUCUGAAGUCGGCCGCCACGAGCAUGGCGAAGAAGUUUGACGAGAUGAAGGAGGUCAUAUCCGCGAACUCGACGCCCGUCAAGGGAGCCAUCGGCACCGCCACCAGCGCGCUCGGAGCCUUCCGGGCGGACGACGACGGGGUCGACGCCUCCUCGGAAAUUAACUCUGAUGAACUUAUUGGAGGUACCGGCUUCAGACGUGCAUCUAGUGAGGCGGAGCUCGCCUGCUCCAUGGAGCGCGGAUCUUUAGCUACGCUAAUAUCUCAUCUACCCGACAAUCUGUAUCCACAGACCUCUGCGCCCGUGAAGCCGGAGAGCGUCGGCGUGUCGGUGCACAUGUCGUCGUGCUCGCAGUGCCACCAGUGCCUGGCGCUGCUGUACGACGAGGACAUCAUGGCGGGCUGGGCGGCGGACGACUCCAACCUCAACACGCGCUGCACGGCGUGCGGCCGACACACCGUCCCGCUACUCACUGUCAAGAUAAUGCGUACAGGACAAACGCAAACUGAAACUCUGACUGUGCCUUAUUUAAAUCCUCUGGUCCUCAGGAAAGAAUUUGAAUCUGUAUUAGGUAGAGAAGGCGAUUCCUGUCUGAUCGAAUCCGAAUUUGUCGAAUCCCAUCCGAUAGUGUAUUGGAAUUUAGUAUGGUUCCUGGAACGAGCGAACAUCGAAAGUCAUCUGCCCGAUUUACUGUGUCCGAAUUUCCAAGCGAAAUAUCAAAGUUCGGACAACCUGUCUGAGGCCGACAAGUCCGAGCGCGUGGUGGAGUGCGGCUGGGAGCGCGGCGGCGAGGCGGAGGGGGGCGCGGGGGCGGGCGCGCUGCACCGCGCGUGGCGCCGCCGCCGCACGCACCGCGCACACUCGCGCGCGGUGCAGGCCCUGCUCCUCACGCAGCACGACGCCGCCGCACACGCAGUGGCGCUGGCCGUACUGAACGGGUUAUUGAGCAACAACCUGGCGGACGCGUUGAGGAAGCUGGCCGAGUGGCGGGAGAACACGAACGAGAAUAAACGAUACUACUCCUUCUACAGAGACAUCCUCUUCUUGGCUAUGGCUGCGCUUGGAGAGCAGAACAUCGACUUCAUCGCCCUGCAGCGCGAGUACACGCGGGCCCUCGACCAGCUCGGCCGGGAGGCGAGGCCCCAGGACCUGCCGCCCUCGCCCACGGCGCUCUGCUGCAGGCACUACUUCAAACGGCUGCGGCUGUUACUCGACGAGUGACUGUCAACCACCGUCCACAGCACUCGCAGAUAAAUACGGCUUGCAGACCGGGCGUUGCUCGCAAUAAACACCUCGCUCACGUUCAUGGAAACAAUGUUCGUAUGAUAGCGUCUAUAGUGGGUACAUCGAAUAACGUAACAUCGACUAUUUUUCAUUUAUCAACCCUAGUAAUCACGUAAUAUCAUAUUGAUCGAGACCUUACAGCAAUAUAAAAAUUGAGCUUAUGUCAUAAAGAUUUCGUAAUUGGCUAAGCUAACGUGAGUUGUGGAUGGAGGUGGGGGGGGGGGGGGGGCGAUCACUAGAGAAUGGCGAAUCGAAAAACUCGAUGAAAAUGUGGUUGUUACGUUAAAACAAAAUACAGUAUAUAACGAAUAGUAAGGAUAAGCAUAUUUCGAAGUGUUUCGUAGCCAUUUUCAUGUCGACGCCCGGUUCUAGUGUUUAAAAACGACAGCAAUAUUGUAUUCGCUUUAAUUUCUAGACUAGGGUUUCAUUGUACGGAAACCUGUGAACGCAAAGUAUAUAACCUUUUUUAAAAUUGAAAUUUGUUCGAUACGUAAUUUUGACGCAAUAUUUCAGUCACAUUUCGUAUAGUGGUUUGUAGGCAUGCGACGAAUGGAAUAAUUUAUGUUCUAGGAUCUUUAACCGUUUCCUGUAUUUAUAUAUUGAUGAAAAAAUUAUUGAUUGUAUAUAAAAUCAAUUACAUAUAACAAAAUCUGGAACUGUUUGUUACUGCAAUAAUAUUUUGCAUGAUACAUGAAAUGAUAUUGUGUCAAACUUUUAAUCUAGUUUUCAUUAUUAUUGAUUCUUAUUCUUUUCAUUUUUUCUUGUGAAAAAUUAAUUUAUUUUUUCAAUAUUUGCUAUAUAAAUCGAAUAAUACCGUCCAUAUUAUUGCGGACGUUUAUUUACAUAACAAUCAUUGCUUGCCCGUCCAAUCGACUGGGAACAAAGUAUUUGGAUGGUACAAAAAUAAUUUGAUUAGCAUGUAAAAUCAAAGUGAUAAUUAAUGUAUGGCCUAAGUUUCACGAACAUUGCCCCAAUUAAAAACAACGGAUCAAUUUAUUUUGGCAUAUCCAUUAACGAUUGUGGGUGCUAACGAUAGGUUCGGAUUGUAGUAUUUAAAAACGUGUAUAUUCUGUAUAGAGGUUAAUGGUCAUGCUGAGGUGUACAAGUAGUGCUUGAUAUGAGUCAAUGAUAAGUAUUCGUCUUGAAACUGGUUGAUAUUGGUAUAGCAUCUUAUGUAUUCAAAUAAUAUUUUUACCAAAUCAACAUGUUUUUCGGCAGCCAAAUUUGAAAAGUAUUGAUUGAACUGCAAUAAUUUAAAAAUCUAUUGAAUUAAAUGUAUUGAAACUGUAUUUUGCACAGAAUUGUUAAAUGAGUGUUAGAGAUUCCUAUGUAUUGUUGGAAUUGGCUUUUAAAAAUCAUGCUGCCAUAUGUUAUAGUUACCGAAAAAGAUACAACAGGGAAUGAGAAAUAGGUUCAUGUUCCUCCAAAGUCAAAUCAAUACUCAAAUAACUAAGUCUUUAGAAAAGUUGAAUCACAAUAUUAAUACAACUAACAUAAUAAUUGAUCACAUAUAAAUAGUGGAUACAUGCCACUAGUUAUUGUGACUGUAUUGUUUUUAAUUAAAUUCCUAAAAACGUGUACAUACAAUAUGACUUUAUGCCACUUAAAAAGUGGUUAAUAAUAUAUUAUUCGCCAGCAAAUUUAGGCAUGUACAAAAAUGUACAAUUACAACCAUAAAAUGUAUUUUGUCAAGUGUACAAUAAUAACUGAUGGAUAAUGAAUUGUAGAGCCAUUGGGUCUUCAUUCAUGAAAUAUUUGUGAACUUGUGUUAUUUUUUUGACAUGAUAUGAAAGGCAUAUAAUUUUUUUAUAAAAAAAUAAAUAAGGCUUCAUUCAAAA
This is a messenger RNA of Bombyx mori (domestic silkworm), 7187 nucleotides long. It is a transcript of the gene Crag, whose product is annotated as DENN domain-containing protein Crag. Lineage: Eukaryota; Metazoa; Arthropoda; Insecta; Lepidoptera; Bombycidae. Bases 373 to 5286 code for a protein of 1637 amino acids. Gene Ontology annotation, molecular function: protein binding. The transcript is spliced from 35 exons. The record is from RefSeq and is a predicted model, not a curated record. Gene Ontology annotation, biological process: regulation of Rab protein signal transduction. Gene Ontology annotation, cellular component: cytoplasmic vesicle.